Messenger RNA from Priapulus caudatus, 715 nucleotides. Its product is annotated as cytochrome P450 2H1-like. Gene Ontology annotation, biological process: xenobiotic metabolic process. Gene Ontology annotation, molecular function: oxidoreductase activity, acting on paired donors, with incorporation or reduction of molecular oxygen, reduced flavin or flavoprotein as one donor, and incorporation of one atom of oxygen; heme binding; iron ion binding. The record is from RefSeq and is a predicted model, not a curated record. The transcript is spliced from 3 exons. NCBI's taxonomy places the organism in Eukaryota, Metazoa, Priapulida, Priapulimorpha, Priapulimorphida, Priapulidae. The annotation marks the transcript as partial. Gene Ontology annotation, cellular component: cytoplasm; intracellular membrane-bounded organelle.
UCCAUGCAUGUGUGUCUGCGUUGUGCUACGGCGACGUCUGAAUUCGUUCUCGCCUCUCUGUGUGUGCUUCAGAAUCUGCUCUCAAACUGCGUCGCCAACGUGAUCGCAUCUAUCGUGUUCGGAAAGAGAUAUGAGCAUGCCGACCCUGCGUUCGUCCAACUCGUCAAAGAUAUCAACAUCAUCACCGUGGCCCUGCGCCCCGAAUCCGCGCUGCACACUUUCCCCUUCCUGCGCCAUCUACCGGCGAUGAAACGAAGUGUUCGUCAACUCGAGGAAGCUGUUCGAAGCGUCGCGAGCGAGAUACAGCGCAACGUUGCGAAGCACGAACGCCUGCACCAGGUGGCGUCGCAGUCGGCCCCCGCGGAUUUCAUCGACGCCUACCUGCAGAAGGCGGAACAGCAGACGUACCGUGGCUACACGGAUUCCACGUUCACCGAAUUGCAACUUCUCAGAACGGUGGCGGACCUGUUUUGGGCUGGAUAUGACACGGUGACAGCGACGCUACGCUGGGGUCUGCUCUUCAUGCUCAAAAACCCUGACGUCAUGCGGCGCGUGCACGCAGAGAUCGAUGACGUCAUCGGACGAGGGCGGCUACCCUGCAUGGCGGACCAGGACGAUAUGCCGUACACAGAGGCGACAAUAGCCGAGAUACAGAGAGUAGCUGACAUCGUGCCCCUAGUACCACACGAAGUGCUGCAAGACAUACUGCUAGGGG